Drosophila subobscura is the source of this 1527-nucleotide messenger RNA. Its product is annotated as lipase 3-like. The transcript is spliced from 4 exons. NCBI's taxonomy places the organism in Eukaryota, Metazoa, Arthropoda, Insecta, Diptera, Drosophilidae. The coding region runs from base 86 to 1402 and encodes 438 amino acids. The record is from RefSeq and is a predicted model, not a curated record. Gene Ontology annotation, molecular function: hydrolase activity, acting on ester bonds.
CUGCCGCCAGUCGACACUUGUGACUCGAACCGAGCGCAGCUAACACAUCCCACAACGAGAGGGAGCACAGAGUACAGUUACAAAUAUGUCAUUAUCAUCGUCAGCGAAUCUGCUCAUCAGCGCCCUGUGCCUGUGCCUGCUGCAGCGGGAGAUCAGCGCUGGUUUGUCCAUGGUGCUGGGCAACCUCACCCUCUUCAAUGUCCAAUUCAAGUCCCCCAGCUGGCUGGGACGCUCGAUAGUCGGCGACAGCAACUUGCGCAUAGAGAGCGAUGUGGAUCCAAAUAUUUUGGAAGAUUCGCACUUGGACACGCUCCAUUUGAUACAAAAGUAUGGCUACCCCGCGGAGAAUCAUACCGUGCAGACCGACGAUGGCUACAUACUCACUCUGCACAGAAUCGCGCGGCCUGGCGCAAUGCCCGUGCUCCUGGUGCACGGCCUGCUGGACAGUUCGGCCACUUGGGUGAUGAUGGGACCCAACAAAGGCUUGGGUUACCUGCUCUAUGAGCAGGGCUACGAUGUUUGGAUGGCCAACGUGCGCGGCAAUACGUACUCCAGGAAGCACGUGAAGUACAGUACGCGCCAUGCCAAGUUCUGGGACUUUACGUUCCAUGAGAUGGGCAAGCACGACAUACCCAGCACAAUAGACUUUGUGCUCAACCACACGGAUGUCAGCCAAUUGCAUUACAUUGGCCACUCGCAGGGCUCGGUUGUGUUCUGGAUCAUGGCCAGUGAGAAGCCCGAGUACAUGGAUAAGAUCGUGUUUAUGCAGGCUCUGGCACCGGUGGCCUUCCUCAAGCAUUGCCGCAGUCCUGUCGUCAACUUCUUGGCCGAGUGGCAUUUAUCGGUGAGCGUGGUCCUCAAGCUGAUUGGCGUCCACGAGUUUCUGCCCAAGAACGAGUUCAUCAGCAUGUUCAAUCGCUUCAUUUGCGACGAGACAACCAUUACCAAGGAGAUCUGCUCGAAUGUGAUCUUCCUCACCACUGGCUUCGACAAGCUGCAACUGAACGAGACGAUGCUGCCUGUGAUUGUGGGCCACUCCCCGGCCGGCGCUUCCACCAAGCAAAUGCAACACUUUGGCCAACUGAACAGAUCGGGCGCCUUCAGACAGUUCGACUAUGGCUGGCUGCGGAAUCAUUGGCGUUAUGGCCACAUAGAUCCCCCCUCAUACAAGCUGGAGAAUGUGCGGGCCAAGGUGGCGCUUUAUUAUGGCAAAAACGAUUGGCUGGCGCCGCCCGAAGAUGUGGAAAUGCUGCACAGCAAGCUGCCCAAUGUGGUGACAAAGUAUUUGGUGGACGAUCCGGAGUUCAAUCACCUGGACUUCAUAUGGGCCAUCAAUGGCAGGGAAUUGCUGUGGGACCGCAUGCUGGAGAAUAUGCGAAAUCAGGAGAACUCGGUUAUAUGAGGGGUGGAAACAAAGCUAGAAGUAAAAGUAGAAGUAGAAAUUAUAGUCUAAAUAAUUACAAUAUAAGCAGCGUACAGUUAGGUAUUUAUUUGGAUUUACUUUACUUUGGCUAACUUGUGUACAUA